Anopheles coluzzii is the source of this 1752-nucleotide messenger RNA. RefSeq names its product protein 60A-like. Gene Ontology annotation, biological process: SMAD protein signal transduction; BMP signaling pathway. Gene Ontology annotation, molecular function: growth factor activity; cytokine activity. The transcript is spliced from 2 exons. Gene Ontology annotation, cellular component: extracellular region. The record is from RefSeq and is a predicted model, not a curated record. Bases 427 to 1752 code for a protein of 441 amino acids. Lineage: Eukaryota; Metazoa; Arthropoda; Insecta; Diptera; Culicidae.
UUAUUCCAACAUCUUUACCUAAUCUUUACCUUAAAAAAAUCACCUGUCCUUACAAUUCUUGCAAAAUGCCAAUUCAGGUAAAAGUCCACACCACGAACCUACCACAACAUUUCCAAUAGGAAUUCCACAGCCCUAACUUCUCAAGGCAACACUUUGUUUACAGGACUUCUCUACCCCGUAGAGCCGGCGCGCUCUCGUCCCUUCUCUGGCUGGCGCCUGGCUCUUCCCGUAACUCGUGGGUGUUCUUGUGCCCUUCUUUACCUAAGCCCCCGUAUACCCUUACCCACGCACAUACACACAUUCCGGGGCAAAAUUUAUGGAUUUGUUAUAAAAACUAUCCAAACGAUCGUAGUCCGCUGUCAGUUACGUUUCAAACCACGAUCACAGCACAUCGUGAUCUCGUCGGAAGAUCCGCAUCAUUCCAAGAUGUUCAGGAAAUACAGUGUGUGCGCUGUUGCGAUAGUGCUGUACGUUCUUAUCGGGCUGGUUAGUUCGACAGGGUUCUACAUCGACAAUGGUGUCGAUCAAACCGUCCGGGAGAAGAGUGUCGAGCUGCACGAGCGGCAAGAGAUUGAGCAUGAAAUUCUCGAACUGCUGGGUCUUCCCGAUCGUCCCAACAAGCAGCAUGUGCAUCCUUCCUUAAGAAAAUCAGCACCCCAGUUCCUGCUCAACAUCUACCACAAGUUUACGGAGGAAAUGACCGGUGGCCGGCGGCGGAAACGGUACGCGGACGGCGCCAACCUGCUCACGAUCGCCGACGAACGGGCGAUCGGCGAGAGUGACGUGAUCAUGUCCUUUCUCAACAAAGCCAACCGCCAUCUGCCCAAGAUCCGGCAUCAUCGCGGUGGCCAUCGGCUGUGGUUCGACACGGCCGAGAUCGAUGCGGAGCGGGACAACAAUCAGCUGCUGUACGCGAGCUUGCGCAUGUACAAGAACCGCACGACCGAGCGGCCCUGGGAUGCGAUUGUCCGGGGCCGGCAGAUAGUGGUGCGUGCGUCACUGAUCGGUGGGUACGAUGCGUCAAAGGAUGGGCAUCGGUUGGAGCUGGUGGCGGAACAAUCGGUACCGUACAACUACGACGGCUGGGUCGAGCUGAACGCUACCCAGGCCAUGCAACGGUGGGUCGUCGAGCGGGUCGCCAAUAAGGGCAUUUUCGUUGAGGUUUACUAUGCGGAAAGCCCACGGAAGGAGAUCCUGCCGCACGAGGUCGGUUUGAUCCUGUCGAACCGGUUCGGUCGCUAUCAACCGUUUCUCGUGGGCUACUGCAAGGGACCGGAGCUGGUCAAACCGACGGCAGCCCUUGCCGGUGGCAGUGGGACGGUCGGGGGGCGCUCGAAACGUAGCGUCCGGCGAAAGGCGGGAACCGGCACUGGGAAGCGUAGCGAUCGGGUGCGAAAUCCGUUCCUGGAGCGGUUCGGCGGCGGUGGCGAACGGCACAAAAGCUGCCAGAUACAGACGCUGUACGUGAGCUUCCGGGAUCUGAACUGGCAGGAUUGGAUUAUCGCGCCGGACGGGUUCGGGGCGUUCUUUUGCUUCGGCGAGUGUAACUUCCCGCUCAACACGCACAUGAACGCGACGAACCAUGCGCUGAUACAGACGCUGGUGCAUCUGAUGCAUCCGACGCGCGUCCCGAAACCGUGCUGUGCACCGACCAAGCUGAAUCCGAUCUCGGUGCUGUAUCAUAUCGAUGAUGCGAACAUCAAUUUGAAAAAGUAUAAAAAUAUGGUCGUUAAGAGUUGUGGGUGUCUGUAG